AUGGAGGAUUGGGUGCGUCGACCGAUUGAAGAUCGUCGUCAAACAUCUAAGAAGAGCGGCAAGAUUGUUAGACCCACGAAUUCGUUUCUUCUGUAUCGGUCAGCCUAUGCAGCUCGUAUCAGCGAGUGGUCCUCCACAGAGAAUUAUCAAGUGGUGUCAGAGCUUGCCGGAAAAAGUUGGAGGUUCGAAGCCAAUGAUAUCAAGGAGAAAUAUGAACGUCUGGCAAAAAUCGAGAAGGAAUACCAUGCCAAAGCACACCCCGAGUAUAAGUUCGCACCAAAAAAAAAGCAGACCAAUCGAAAAAGGCUUGAGCCAAACUGCCCUGGUACUUCUGGUCCGAAUGCAACUUUGAAUCGGAACUACGCCAUGUGCUUAACGGAGUGUGAUGAUAAGCAGAAGAUCCAUGCCUCAGUAUCCUUGGACUCUAGGGAGCUAGAAAGUCCAACUAUGAUCUAUCUUAAUCCUCGGUUGAAGUGGGAAGCCGACAAACCGCAACUGCAACACUCCGAAAAUCUUAAAUCCUUAGAUAUAGGGAAUGGCCAGUCAUGCACAGAAAACCCACAACGCUUAGGAUACUAUUCAUCAACGGACCCAACGUUGCUGGAACCCGCCUAUAAUAACAUGCAGCCUUUCGGAACGCGGGAGAUGUUUAAGGACAGUGGGAUGCAUACUCAGCUGCCGAGCUUUUAUCACGAUACUUCCAGUCCUCUUGUAGGACAGCAGGUCUAUGACAACAUUGGCUAUCCCAUGUGGCUAGAGACACCGGCAGGGAGCAGUUACAUGGCUAUCAAUAAGGCACCAUUCACGCCUGACUCAACACCUUACUGCCUCGACCCCUACCCGACAGAGGACCUCUGUGUGAGGUUCUGA
Molecule: messenger RNA, 870 nt
Organism: Aspergillus chevalieri
Lineage: Eukaryota; Fungi; Ascomycota; Eurotiomycetes; Eurotiales; Aspergillaceae
Product: HMG-box domain-containing protein
Exons: 1
Coding region: 1-870 (289 amino acids)
Biological process (GO): regulation of transcription by RNA polymerase II
Cellular component (GO): nucleus
Molecular function (GO): RNA polymerase II cis-regulatory region sequence-specific DNA binding; DNA-binding transcription factor activity, RNA polymerase II-specific
Source: RefSeq, a predicted model, not a curated record